GAAAAUAGAAUUUUUUUAAAAAAUGUUAUAGUCUGUUAAUUGCGUCUUAAUUAUUCACAUUAUUUUUAUAUUCAGUGAUAUUACAAAGUUUUUCAGUGGUACUCAUUAGUUCUUUAUUUAGCAAUUUUAAAUGCUAAAUUUUUUUAUGGUUAUAACUGUUGAAAUAUUUUGCAGUGUUAUUUAUUAUUAUAAAUAGACACGUUUGUUACUCUAAAUAGAGGCGUAUAAUUUCAACUAAAAUGAACAUUUACGAGGCUGCUAAAAAUGGAAAUAUCACAGUUCUUGAGCAUUUAAUUGAACGAAUAUAUCGCAAACAUGCAGAUGUUCGUGGCAGAAGAGAAGCUCUUUCUGCAACAGAUGCUUACCAUUUAACACCUUUACAUUACGCUGUCAAAUAUGAUCACCUAGAUGCUGCUCAAAUUCUUUUAGACAAAGGAGCAGAUGUCAAUGCAAGUGGUGAUUAUGAUGUCACUCCAUUACAUUAUGCAAUAAGAUUCAUGGUAAAAGAUUGUUCAAUGAUGCAACUUUUAAUUUCGAAUAAUGCUACCAUAAAUGCUAAGGAUAAGUUUAGUUCCACUCCACUUCAUUAUGCAUGCUUAAAAGGAAAUGUCAAGGCUGUUAAGGAACUUUUGAAAGCUAAAAAUGUUGAUAUAGAGGCUAAAGAUCAGUUAAAUUCAACCCCACUGCACAGUUGCUGCAUCAAUGGUAAUAUUGCUAUUGCAAAAAUGUUAAUUGAUUGCAAUGCAAAUAUUGUUGCUGUAAAUGAUGCUGGGUUUACACCACUUCAUAAUGCUUGCACCCAAGGUAAUAUUGAGUUACUCAGCUACUUGUUUGAAGUGAUGGAGAAUCUUGAUAAAUCAUUACUUCCUACUUUGAUUUCAAGGCAAAAUAAAGAAGGUCAAUCUUUUAUUCACCUUGCUGUUCUUGGUUCUUAUUCUGCAAUUGUUAAACUACUCCUUGAGAAAGGAUGUGAUGUAAAUCAAUGCAUGGAUGGAGAGGAGACCCCAUUACAUAUAGCAACUGUAAUCGGUAAUAUAGAAAUUGUGGAGUUUCUACUUUUGCAUGGUGCUGAUGUUGAAAAAAGAAAUUCAAUAGGGAGAACUGCAUUGCACAAAGCUGCCGAUUUUGGGAAGUAUGAGAUUCUUGAGCUCCUGAUCAGUAAAAAUGCUGACAUUGAUCGUUUUGACAAUUCUUAUUUAACUCCUCUUCUUUUGGCAUCAAGUAGACCUGGUAACCAAAAGACAAUACAAACCCUUCUAAAGUGUGGCGCUCAGGUGGAUUUAACUAAUACUGAGGAGCAAACUGCUUUGCAUAUUGCAGUAAUAAACAACAAUGUGGAUGGAGUUGAGCUCUUGCUAUCUUUCUUAGAAGCAAAAAAAAUUAUUGACAUGUCUGAUAAAGAUAACAACACAUGCUUGCAUAUUGCAUGCAAGAGUGGGUUUGAAAAAAUUGCAAUAAUGUUAAUGGAUGCCAAUGCAAAUGUAAGAUCUCGUAAUAAUUUUGAACAAACUCCUCUUCAUUUGGCGGCAUUUUUUGGACAAGAAGAUGUGGUAGAUAAUAUUUUGGAGAUUAAUCCAUCAGUAAUUAAUGAUCUGGAUCGUGAAGGAAACUCUCCUCUUCACCUUGCUGCAAUGAAUGGGCAUGUAAAUGUUAUAAGUUUUUUGUUAAAAUCCGGUGCAUCAAUCAAUGACAAGAAUACUAAAGGAUUUACACCGUUGGUUUGUGCAGUUAAAAAAGGGCAAACUGAAGCUGUCAAGAAAUUGAUUUUAGAAGGUGCAAACAUCGCUACAGCAGAAAGUGGUCAAGGACCUUUACACCUUAGUUGUGCAAAAGGUCAUUCUAAAACUGUAGAAGUAUUACUUGAUCAUUGCAACAUUAAUGAAACCGAUGCUUUUGGAAAUAAUCCUCUUGAUAUUUGUAUUGAUGGUUGCAAAAUAGAUGCUGCAAAGACAUUGCUUAGUCAUCCAGACUGGAGGAUUGUUUUACAAAACAAGACAAUUGAUUUAGUGACUAUGAAAGUCACCACACCCUUAAGAAAAAUGAUUAAAAAAUUACCAGAUUUGGCAUUAUUUACGUUUGACAAAUGUAUAACAGAUAGCAAUCAUUUAACUAAUGAUCCUGAGUAUAAUAUAACUCUUGAUUAUGAGUUCUUGGAUGACACAUACUCUCAGUGGCCUUGUGAUACAGUACAAAAACAUAGUUUGAAAGGAUCAACAACAGAUGAUAUAUAUAGUCCUGAAAACAUUCAAAAAAAAAUGGAAUCUAAAAAGGCGCAUUGUCUCAGUUGGAUGAUCAAGUAUAAGCAAAAGGAACUAAUAGCCCAUCCAUUGGUCAUGAGUCUUAUUGCAAAGAAAUGGCAGCAAUUUGCAAUUUUUAUUUAUUAUCUUAAGCUCAUGUUGUAUGUUAUGUUUUUGUUGUCUUUAACAAUGUAUGUUUUAACUACUGCACCACUUCGUACACCUUACCGUGCUGAUGAUUGCUUGCUUCAAGUUGAUAAAAGUCAAUGGGAUUUGUUUUUUUUUGUUUACAUUGGAAAAGUUGUAGUUGUAUUUUUGUCUUUGGCUCAUAUGUUAUUUGAGAUAAUUCAAUUAAUGAAUCAAAGGCUUUCCUAUUUUGCUUUUGGGAACUUGUUGGAGUGGACUGUGUACAUAUUAGCUAUUGUAAAUGUUGCUGAUGACUUUUUGCCAUUGGUUGUUAACAUCCCUGGUUAUAAUGGAAUUAUAUGCGGAACAUACCAAAAAGCUGCUGGAGCUUUAUGCAUUUUUCUUGCCUGGUUUAACUUUAUUUUAUUCAUACAAAAAGUACCAAUGUUUGGAAUUUAUAUCGUCAUGCUGUUGUUUGUCAUAACAACCUUUAUGAAGUUUUUUGUUGUUUUUGUCUUUCUAAUUAUUGCAUUUGGUCUUUCAUUUUACUUGUUGUUUCAUGAUUACAAUGAGCUUCCAGCUUUUCACCAUCCAUUUACUGCUUUGGUGAAAACAGGAGUCAUGAUGACUGGUGAAAUUACUUUUGAUGAUGUUUUUUCAAAUAAUUUAUCCUACCUUGAUAAACCUUUUGUAACAGUUACCUGGAUAAUUUUUUUACUCUUCCUCAUAAUAAUGGUCAUUGUGCUUAUGAAUCUCCUGGUUGGUCUAGCUGUUGAUGACAUACAAGCUGUGCAGAAAGAAGCAGAAUUAUCAAAAGCUACAAUGCAGAUUGAAAUUUGCUUGGAUUCGGAAAAAAUAUUGCCGCAAAAACUGAGAAUGCAGUUUGUUAAAUUUAAGUCACAGACAUUUUACCCAAACAAAGAUGGUUUGCCAUUAAAUAUUUCAUCUGAAGUUUACCAAUCAAUACAGGACAUUUUGAAAGAAAGAAAGGAUAACGAGUUUGGAGUUAAUGAAGAACUUAGAGAUAUACAUGAUAGUGUGACGGCUAUAGAUGAAAAGUUAAAAGAAAUUGAAAAACAAAUGCAAGAAGUUAACGACGUCAACGAACAAUUGAAUAAUCUACAAUCCAUGAUGGUUGAAGUAUUAAAACACCAACGUCGAAGAUCCUCCAAAUCUAAAACGAAAGCUGAUGAAUAAAAACAUAGCAAUAAUAAAGUUUAGUAAAUAUAGAAAUAAAACAUUUCAAUUA
Molecule: messenger RNA, 3612 nt
Organism: Hydra vulgaris (swiftwater hydra)
Lineage: Eukaryota; Metazoa; Cnidaria; Hydrozoa; Anthoathecata; Hydridae
Product: transient receptor potential cation channel subfamily A member 1 homolog
Biological process (GO): monoatomic ion transport; transmembrane transport
Cellular component (GO): membrane
Molecular function (GO): monoatomic ion channel activity; protein binding
Source: RefSeq, a predicted model, not a curated record